GUGUCGUCUUGAACUCAGCCUGUGCCGUGCACGGUUUCCAGUUCAUCCAUUCCUUUUCUCUUUACUAGCUCCUACUCCAACUACAGUAGAAGCAUCAGCACUCCUUGUCUUGUCUAUUAUCGACGACACAAACGAGCACACACAACCAAAAGUUUCGAGAACCGGUCUUCUCGCUCAAAAGCCAAACACCAAAAAAAACCCCCCCAUCAACCAAAAUGGUCUCUUUCACCAAAGCCCUCCUGGUGGCCAGCACCAUCGCCAGCACGGCGCUCGCGAUGCCGCAACACGUGCACUACAACCGACACUCGAACACGGUCUCGCACCCUCACCUCGAGGAGCGCAGCAGCAGCUCUGCCAGCGGCAAGCGCGGCGCAGCAUACAACUCGGCCAGCACCGUGACGACGCUGAGCUCCAGCGGCAGCGUGACCUGGGGGUACGACUGGAACAUGUACGCGGACGGGACGCUGCCGUCGCACGUGGAGUACGUGCCGAUGCUGUGGGGCAGCAAGAUGUUCACGGGGUGGUUUGCCGCGAUCGAGACGGCCCUCAAUUCGGGGUCCAAGUACAUCAUGGGCUUCAACGAGCCCGACAACAGCGGGCAGGCGGCCAUGUCGUCGGCCGAGGCCGUCACCUACUACCAGAAGUACAUCACCCCCUACAAGGGCAAGGCCAAGCUGGUCACGCCCGCCGUCACCAACGGCGUCGGCUCCGACAUGGGCCUCACCUGGCUCGAGAACUUCCUGAACGGCUGUGGCGGCAGCUGUGGCGUCAGCGUGCUGGCCGUCCACUGGUACGGUGACUCCGCCAGCGACUUCAAGUCCUUCGUCAACAAGGCCGUCGCCCUCGCCGAGAAGUACGAGCUCGAGUCCACCUGGGUCACGGAGUUCGCCCUCAACAGCGCUAUGUCCGCCGGCCAGGGUACCCAGGAGGCCGCCUCCUUCCUCGAGGAGGUCGUCCCCUGGUUGGAUGAGCAGAGUGGCGUCGCUCGCUAUGCGUAUUUCAUGUGCGCCGAUGGUUAUCUGCUGAGUGGGGAGACGCUGAGUGCCAGUGGGAAGGCUUAUAUUGCUUAGUUAGCUUUGAGGCUUUGCCUUCUUGGGGAGAGGGCAGGGGAAGUCAAUCCGGCUUUUCUUGUGCAAUCAUGCUAUUGGAUUAUUUCAUGCUUACGUUUUUUGCUUGUGAUCUUGUUGGCUAUUGAGACCUGUCUCCGUCCAUUCGACAAGACUUGUCAGAUGGAUGUGCUGUACCUUUGAUACCAGUUUGAAUUUCCAGUCCCGUUGUUCUUACAUCCUUGUGCUAGACUAUACAAUCCACAAAAAAAUUCAAUCAAAGAAAGAGUGCCGAUCAAUCUCAUUUUAUCACAUCGAUUAUCCACCCAUUCAAUAAUCAUUACAUUGUAA
This is a messenger RNA of Aspergillus homomorphus CBS 101889, 1397 nucleotides long. Its product is annotated as glycoside hydrolase family 128 protein. The transcript has a single exon. Gene Ontology annotation, cellular component: fungal-type cell wall. NCBI's taxonomy places the organism in Eukaryota, Fungi, Ascomycota, Eurotiomycetes, Eurotiales, Aspergillaceae. The record is from RefSeq and is a predicted model, not a curated record. Gene Ontology annotation, biological process: fungal-type cell wall polysaccharide metabolic process. Bases 216 to 1070 code for a protein of 284 amino acids.